CCCGCGCUUUUGUUUUAGUUAACGCUCCCUUUGACGACACGUCUUUUGUUUGGACUCGCGCCACUUAAGGUUGUAAUUACCCCCGCACGCGACCCCCUCCAGCCUCAGUGGAUCAGGCACGCGCGUAGGAGGGGAGGGGAAGGAGGGGGAGACCGUGCCAACCGCAGAAACCGACAGCGCGAGAGCGCGCCAGUACACGGGCGAGCGGCAGGAAGCGGCUGGCGCGCUUUACCUCAGAACGUUCACUGUGGGGAAAAACGCAGCGAGGCGCGAGGAUGCGCGCGGACUGCACGGCGCUCGAGCUCCUGUGUGUUUUCGCCGUGCUGGUCGCAGGCAGCCGCGGCGCGCGAGUCGUGAGCGGUCAGACGGUGUGCGAGGGUGGCCCUGAGCAGCCAUGCUAUAAGAUUGCCUACUUCAGAGACAUGGCGAGCCGCGUGGCCUUCGGGGAGGCUCUGCGGGCAUGUGAGGUUGACGGCGGCUCAUUGUUGAGUGUGGAGAGUGCAGCGGAGCAGCAGCACAUCGAGGGUCUGCUGCAGAAGCUCAGCGGCUCCUCCACAGGCAGUGUUCCAGGCACAGGGCCCACCAUCGCUGACGGAGAUUUCUGGAUCGGCCUCACCCGCGCUGACAGCGACAGCCCCCAGGAGCAUGGGAGCUUCACCUCCUGCCCUGACCUUUACAGAUGGACAGACGGCAGUGUCUCACAAUUCAGGAACUGGUACUUUGAUGAGCCAUCAUGUGGAGGAGAGGCUUGUGUUGUCAUGUACCAUCAGCCCACUGCUCUCCACGGCCUGGGAGGACCAUACCUUUAUCAGUGGAACGACGACAGGUGCAACAUGAAGCACAAUUUCAUCUGCAAGUAUGAGCCAGAGAGCCAUCUGGUGAAAGAACAUGGAGAUAGGCCUGGAGGUCGUGAUGCAGGCCUACCAGAUAUUUCAACAGAACAUGAAGAAGAGAGAAAAACACCUGCUGUUAAUGAGGAUGAAAGCUUUCAUGUCAUGGUGGCAGGACCCUCAAGUAUGCUGCUGAUUUAUGUGAUCAUACCUACCAUUCCUCUACUGCUGCUGAUCCUUGUGGCCUCAGGGACCUGCUGCUUCCAGAUGCUGAGCAAGAGAAAACCACGGACCAAAACGAGUGUUAAUCAGUCAACACUCUGGAUCUCGAAGACGCCAAAGUCAGACAGCGCGAUGGAGGUCUAAAAAAGAGAAAACUCACAUCUUCCCAUAAUGAAAGCAAGCCCUGCUGUGGCCUACCCAGACCUUAUACGGUCUGCAUUCUUGUUUGUCCAGUUGUAAGUUGUAUGUGGUCUUCUAAUGCAAGGUGAUAUGCAUCUCAGUGUAAACACUUUGGUACACUUCACUCUUCUGCAAUAUUCUCUAAGAUGACCCUUGCUCUUUUGGCCCAAAAUGAACCAUUGCUGAUUAUUUAAACGAUCUCAAUUUCAUUUUUUUCACCCAAAACCUCUUUUUCUAAUAGAACUCGCAUUCCUUCAGUCUCCUCCUCUUACUCUCCUCUCCAUCAGAGAGAGUGAUCAGUGCAGUCAGUUGCAGAGGGGAGGCCACCACUAAUUGGCACCAAAACACAGAGCGAUUAAGUUACUGUAAUUAAGACAAGUGCGAAUGGGACUCACAUAAAAAGAGGACUUUGGAGUCCCAGCUGACACUUAAUUGAGUAAAAGUGAUUGAAGACUGCAACAAGAUGAAUUAAGCAGUGACAAAAUGGCAAAAAGAAAAUCUCCGAGAACAAAAUGCAAUCUUCAAUUGAAAAAAAUUAGGUUGACGUUUUAGAAAAUAGAGCAGAGUUAGAUCAAUCGCUCUAGAACUGGGUUCCAGAACUCUUACCACACAAGCUCCAUCACCUUUAUAAAAACAGGUAUUCUCACUGAUGCAGGACUGUUUCAUUAACUUCAAGUGAACAGAACCACUAUUAGAAUGGACUUGUGCCAUUACAUUAGUUCAGCCUAAGUGAACAUGUGGACAUUUUAUAUGAUCCAUUUCAUGUUCUGCCAAACCCACCCUGAUCACUAUUAUAUAUGCAGUUUUAGCAUGUAAUGCCAUUUUUAUCAUGACAUAGUUAGUAAUAUUUGUUUAUCACAGUACUAUUACCUUUAAAAACUGCAUAUAUAAAACUGACAAAUCUCUGUGAUCUCUGUGAUAGUAUGUCAUAUAAAAUGGGAUAAACUGCAUCGUAUUAAUGUUUUGAUUCAAAUUUGUCUGUUAGUAAUCUGCUUGUAAAUGAAGGUAAACAGUGUUCAUAAGAGUGGAUGUAUUGUAUGUGUGUGUUUGGACUGGAGAAGUUGUACAGGAUUGUUUCUUUUUUUAAAUAUUUUUGGGACGGUAACAAAAAUGAAAUAAAGGGAUAAUUGUGAA
Colossoma macropomum (tambaqui) is the source of this 2366-nucleotide messenger RNA. It is a transcript of the gene chodl, whose product is annotated as chondrolectin. Gene Ontology annotation, cellular component: cytoplasm. Gene Ontology annotation, biological process: positive regulation of axonogenesis. Bases 276 to 1196 code for a protein of 306 amino acids. The record is from RefSeq and is a predicted model, not a curated record. NCBI's taxonomy places the organism in Eukaryota, Metazoa, Chordata, Actinopteri, Characiformes, Serrasalmidae. The transcript has 7 exons.